GAUUAAUUAACACUUUCUCUGUGUUAGGUUUUCCUUAUCUCGAUGCCACUUCUACUCCAAUAAUUUUGAAGUUAUAUAUUUUUCUAGCUCCCCCCAAAAAACUAGAUGUGCUUUCACUUUCAAUUCUUCAUUGUAGAAUUAAGCUGAUCGGUGCCAUGGAACUUCCCUUCUGGAAAAACUUCAUUAAUACUGCUCAAAAAACACCAAGAUUAUUCAUAAUUAUAGCUUUAACAUUAAUCAUUUUAGGUUUUAUCCCUCUUUACCACCCUUCUUAUGUCACAUAUAUAGUAAACCAUCAUCUGCUCCAUGCAAAAUGUGAUAUUUUUCGUGGAAAGUGGGUUCCGAAUCCUGAUGCUCCAUAUUACACGAACACGACGUGUUUGGAGAUCUACGAUUUCCAAAAUUGCAUGAAACAUGGAAGGCCUGAUACUGAGUUCAUGAAAUGGAGAUGGAAGCCCAAAGGAUGUGAGUUGCCUAUCUUCAACCCUCAUCAGUUCUUGAAUAUGAUGAGGAACAAGUCAUUGGCAUUUGUUGGAGAUUCAGUGGGAAGAAACCAAAUGCAAUCCUUAAUGUGCCUCUUAUCCCAGGUAGUACAUCCAAUCUAUAUCUCUCCCACUCCUGAUGUCAAGUUCAAAAGGUGGAAAUAUACAUCAUACAACUUUACCAUCGCAACAUUUUGGUCACCACUCUUGGUUAAAACAAACUUGGAUGGUCAUAGGGACAGCGAAGUCUUCAACAUUUAUCUUGACCAAGUUGAUGAGAAUUGGACAAGCCAAAUCAAUGAGUUCAACUAUAUCAUCCUUAAUGCUGGCCACUGGUUUAAUCGAUUAUACUAUAAGAAAAAUCAAGUAGUUGGCUGCUGGCGAUGUUCACUAAAAAAUGUUACUGAAUUCCCAGUUCAUUAUGCGUACACGAUGGCAUUUAGGGCAGCUUUAAAAGCCAUCAACAGUUUAGAGAAAUUUAAGGGUACAACUUUUGUUAGGACUUUUGCACCUGCUCAUUUUGAAGGUGGAGAAUGGUAUACAGGUGGGGAUUGUUUGAGGAAAAGGCCAUUUACAAGCAAUGAAAUAGUUUUGGAGGGUUUGAAUUUGGAGUUUUAUAAGUCACAAGUGGAAGAAUUUUGGGUUGCUGAGAAGGAAGGGAAGAUAAAGGGGAAGAAGUUUAGAUUGUUGGAUGUAACACAAGCCAUGUUGUUGAGACCAGAUGGUCAUCCAAGUAGAUAUGGGCAUCUGCAGCCUGAGAAAGUGAAGAACAAAGACUGUGUGCAUUGGUGUUUGCCUGGUCCUAUUGAUUCUUGGAAUGAUUUCCUGUUUCAUAUGUUGAAGAUGGAGCAAUAGGAGAUAGGACGGAGCUAGAGCAUUAGUUACUGAUUCGAGUGAACCCAAUUACAUUUGCUUUGACUUUGUAUUGGUAUUAGAAAAUUCUUAAAUAUGCAUAAAUAUUUAAUUGUAAACUCAGUAACUAAGAUGACCUAUAAAAGCUAUGGCAAGUUCAGAACCCAUAAGCUUCAAAUACUGGCUUCACCUCUGGCAUGAGAUUCUUUGAGGAAAACUCUCUAAUAUUUGUUUUUGUUUGAAUAAUUUUUUUAUUUAAAUUAUGGAAAAUGUGUUGUUUUAGUA
This is a messenger RNA of Nicotiana attenuata, 1619 nucleotides long. Its product is annotated as protein trichome birefringence-like 19. Bases 156 to 1337 code for a protein of 393 amino acids. The transcript has 3 exons. Lineage: Eukaryota; Viridiplantae; Streptophyta; Magnoliopsida; Solanales; Solanaceae. Gene Ontology annotation, cellular component: Golgi apparatus. Gene Ontology annotation, molecular function: O-acetyltransferase activity. The record is from RefSeq and is a predicted model, not a curated record.